AUGUCACUCGCUGUAAUAUCAUCGUUUAAUAAGACAUAUCCAGUAAAUAUACCAGUUGAAGCUAUAUCGCUUAGUAAAGUUUCAGUCAUGAUUCUUGCACCGCGUAGAUAUUUGUUCUUCACCAAUAUCUUCAUAUUUUGCUUUAUUUACAUAUUGCAAAAGUUCAUUCAACUCUUUUGCAUUAUUGAGGAGAAAACCUGUAAAAAUUCUAAUUGUACUCCGGAAAAUCGUUGCCAAGAACGCUGUAUCACUUCAACACCACCAUCUUCGCUUGCUCCUGUAAAGCGCUUCACAUUGGUACCAUCAACUCUACGUAAAACUAUACGUAGCUUUGGAUUUGGAGAAGGUCACUUCAAAAUUUUUGUGGAAGAGAAACAACGCCAGCCAUCUCGUUUUAAUGCGGCUAUUGCUGAAAUGAAACUCAAUCCCAAUUAG
Teleopsis dalmanni is the source of this 435-nucleotide messenger RNA. RefSeq lists its product as uncharacterized. The coding region runs from base 1 to 435 and encodes 144 amino acids. The record is from RefSeq and is a predicted model, not a curated record. NCBI's taxonomy places the organism in Eukaryota, Metazoa, Arthropoda, Insecta, Diptera, Diopsidae. The transcript has a single exon.